This is a messenger RNA of Gaeumannomyces tritici R3-111a-1, 165 nucleotides long. RefSeq lists its product as hypothetical. The coding region runs from base 1 to 165 and encodes 54 amino acids. The record is from RefSeq and is a predicted model, not a curated record. Lineage: Eukaryota; Fungi; Ascomycota; Sordariomycetes; Magnaporthales; Magnaporthaceae. The transcript has 2 exons.
AUGGAGCACGCCGCGCUGGGAGCCACCAAGCACUCGUCCAGAAUGUCCCAGACCACCACAACCCAGACAAGCUCUUCUGGUGUGAGACAUCAGAAAAAAGCCGCUCUGGUGUGCUUUGACACCUGUUUAUCCGCCCUCUAUCCCCUGACUUGGAACGAGGGCUGA